This is a messenger RNA of Symbiodinium sp. CCMP2592, 972 nucleotides long. NCBI's taxonomy places the organism in Eukaryota, Dinophyceae, Suessiales, Symbiodiniaceae. The record is from the annotation of a GenBank genome assembly.
AUGGGAAAUGUGUCAGAGGUGGAGCUACGAGAGGUGCUAUCCCAUCUCGAGGUGCUAGCAAAGCAGCGGGCCACGAAGCAGGCUGGGUAUCCGGGCGACGAGAGCCCCAGCCGAUCCUCGAGCCGGCCGGCGUGCGAGGCUCUGGCGUGCAGCGCGGAGUUCAAGCGGGCCCUGAGCGAGGCAUGUGGCGUGGACGCUGAUUGCAUCCACCUCUUGCUGCCUCGAGACGCCGCUGGGAAGGUCGACCUGGUGGGGAUUUUCAGGAUGAGCUCCCAGACUUCGGUGCCGGUACUUGGGGACGAAGCUCACUGUCGAGAGUACGUGGAUCAUGCAAAGGACCUGCCCGCCACGUGCGCAGACUGGCAAGCGGUGUGUCAUUUGGAGGAAGAGGUGAAGGAAAGUUCCUGGUCCGAGGAUACAGGCCGAAUCAACAAGCUUCGGGCUGCAAUCGCUCAUGCAGAUGGAAGCCAUGGAAGCCACGAGGUCUCCUCCGACUUGCUGGUCGCAGUCUCUCGCCGAUGUGGGAGCCGGAGGCCCGCCCUGGGCAAGACAGCCCUGCGAGCGCUGCAGGAGCUGUGUCACCUUCCAGGUGAGGCCCAGGCCUGGGCGGCUCGAGGCUCCGAGCUCCUGCGCUGCGUCUCGGCCGCCGUGCUGGUGACGAAGGUGACUGCGCGGCUUUGCGAUGAAACCCUAGAUGCCAUUCUUCGCCGAUUGCUGGAAUCUUCGCCGACUGGUGCUUUGGAGGCAGUGACGACGGCCACCAGACACCAGGUCGAGGCUGGACAUCCCACGGCCGUCCUUGCCCUGCUGCGAGCGGCCUCUCUGCGAUCCUUGGCAGUGGGUCAAAAGCCUGGCGAGCAGGCUGCCACGGUGAGCUUGCUGAAGGACAUACUGGAGAACCGACGAUUUGCGAUGGCAUUCUCCGAGGCACGUGCACUCCUGCGCCAGCUCCAAACGGAGUCCCAAACGUGA